Molecule: messenger RNA, 2361 nt
Organism: Merops nubicus (carmine bee-eater)
Lineage: Eukaryota; Metazoa; Chordata; Aves; Coraciiformes; Meropidae
Exons: 5
Coding region: 1-2361 (786 amino acids)
Source: RefSeq, a predicted model, not a curated record
AUGAACACUGCCUCCACCUCGGAGAGUGGCUCGUACUCCACAAACCAAAGCAGGCCCUUCUUUUACACGCAGCCAGCAGCACAGCAGCCUUUCCCAAAUCCAUGGUACCCCGCUCACGCGUACCCGCCGUACUGUGUGCCUGCCCCAGGCUUCCGAAGUGGAAAUCCAUACCUGCCGUUUUACUCCGUUGCGCUCCACGAGUACCCUGCAUAUCUUGUUCCACAGCAUCCAGUGCAAGCAAGAGUUAACAGAAGGCCUUAUUUUAAUGCUCCCCAACCUUCCCCUGUGUUUUAUCAUGCAACGAGAUUUAGGCACUAUAGUAACCAUGGGAAAAAAAUGGAGACAAAAGAAACACAGACUGAUCCCAGACAGCCUGAAAACAAGCAUCAAGAUAUCCGUACAGAAACGAAAGGCUGUGAUGCAGGAAGUAUGACCUGUGCUUCUUCUGGUAUAGGUACAGAGACUGAAAGCACUUCAGAGAAACAAGAUUCAUCUGGAUCUUCCAUUGUGGUGGACAGAGAGUUUCAUAACAAGAGCCCUUCCAGCUCUGCGCAGUAUAGAAACCUUCCUACUGGCAGCUAUGCCUUUGAGAAGGAGGAAGUGAGGAUAGAAUAUGGCAAUGGCUCUCCAGCUAUUCAACUGUGGAAGUCCUUUAAAGAGACGAUCCCUUUGUACAACGUGGCGAGUGGGAAGCCAGUCCCAGAGGAGUUAGUGCAGCGUGACUUGUUUUCUGUUGGCUCGUGUGAAGGAAUCAUAUAUGGCCCUCGUGAAGGGGAGAGAACGGUGCCAGGAGCUUCUUUAGAUGAGAGAAAAGCUGUUCUCACCUCAAAACAGGGCGUUGAACCCGUGCAAGAAAGAGAGAUCCAAAACAUUGAAGUGAAGCUGGAUGCAGAAAAGGAGGUGAAUACAAGUCAACAGGCAAAAUGCCUCCCGGGUGAAACCAUGGCAGUGCAAGCCACAGGGCUGGCAAGAUCUGUUGGCAUAGAUCAGCCAGUAGUAAGACAGGAUGUGGUAGGAGCUAAGAAGCCGAGCUCUAAAAAAUCCCCAGGCUCCAAAACUCCUCAAGAAGAGCCCAGCGUUGUUCACCAAGCAGGACUGCUUCCCCCUGGUGUGGAGGAAAUGAGCAACUUGAGUCUUCAGCAGAACAAAGUUACCCCAGGCCACAGCGUCGCGAACGGAAGUCAAAGAGAUAAAAGCAUUUGGUGUGCUGAGUCAGCUGGGAAGUACGUUCCCUCCAGCAGCUGGCUGGCCUGCCUGGACAGCAUGGACACAAACUGUGAUGGCAUUUGCUUGCCACAAAAGAAACGUCCAAGUGUACUCAGUCUGUCUUCUGACGACAUGUCCUCCAGAGAGGAAGGCUCAUCCAUUGAUAAUGCCACAGUGGCUUAUCUCGUCCCUGACUAUGUGCUUCAGAAGAGCACGUACGCUUUCCAGAAAAGUACAGAGGGCUUGCAGAAAGAGCAAAUCAAAAGUGCUGGGUCCCUUAAUGAAGGUGAAGUUGUAGGAAAGGAGCAGAUGAACAGCUUGAAUGACCAAGAUGUCAAAACCUCUGUAACCGUGAAGAGUAAAGAGGCUUCCUGUAAAGGUAGGAAGCUGGAAGCCCUUCCAAGACCUUCAGGUCAGAGAAAAAUCAGUUAUCUCAGUAAAGCAGCUAAGAGUUUGUCUGAAAUGGAGGACUCUGAAGAAUACUCUGUGAGGGGAGAAGAGGAGGAUGAAGAUGGGGAGGAAGAGGAGGAGGAGGAUGAUGACAUGGAUGAAAUGGGGUAUUUCUUUCAAGAAGCCACCCCAUUUGGGAUCUUGACGCCUGGUAAAGGAAGUUUCUACAAAGUUGGCCGGAGGCUGCUUUGGAAACCACCUAAAAAUGCUAUACCAGCUCAGUUAAUCAGCUGGCCUCUUCAAGAGAAGGUGAAAACUAGGACUGAGCUCGGGGAAGACAUCGGUGUCGUGUACAAGGCAAAGGGGAGAGAGCAAGCUGAAGGUGGUCACAAUGACUAUGUGUAUUAUGGAAGAAAGAGGCCUACAGCCAGCAGGGAAGGACUCGAACACCAGCGGCUGCUCCGGAAACUCUUGGGAGGAAAGCUGUUACGGGAGAGUGUGGAGAUAAUACCUGAAGAGCUCUGGAUUAGAAGUGGUGCUAAACCCAAACUAACCAGCCAAGUACACGGGAGUCUCUCACCCCCAGUCAAGAGCCAAGAGCAAGGGUGCCCACCUUUGGUUAAACCAAAGAAGAAGAGGCUAGGCAAGCCCCCCUCAAAGCGCCGAGACACGAGACGAGAGGUGGAAGAAGUGGUGUGGGCAAUGCCCCGAAGCGGCGCGCGCAAAGGGUAUGGAACAAGAAAGUCCCUCUAUAAGAGAAAGUGA